This is a messenger RNA of Purpureocillium takamizusanense, 1074 nucleotides long. Its product is annotated as Sterol 24-C-methyltransferase. The transcript has 4 exons. Bases 1 to 1074 code for a protein of 357 amino acids. Gene Ontology annotation, biological process: ergosterol biosynthetic process. The record is from RefSeq and is a predicted model, not a curated record. NCBI's taxonomy places the organism in Eukaryota, Fungi, Ascomycota, Sordariomycetes, Hypocreales, Ophiocordycipitaceae. Gene Ontology annotation, molecular function: sterol 24-C-methyltransferase activity. Gene Ontology annotation, cellular component: endoplasmic reticulum.
AUGGUUUCGCAAGCCCUACUCCCGGCCGAUCAGGCCAAGAAUUCGGCUUUUUACGGAAUACUCCAUCGCAACUCCAAUAAAUCACAAGGCGGCUUCCAUGCCAUGAUGAACAAGGAUAAUUUGGCCCAUGUUGCUGCGGUGGAAGAAUACUUCCAGCAUUGGGACGGCAAGGCUGCCGAGAACGAAACCGAUGCUGUCAGGCAGGCUCGCACAGAUGACUACGCCAGUUUGACCAGACAAUACUACAACCUGGCUACUGACCUGUACGAGUACGCGUGGGGCGAGUCCUUUCACUUCUGCCGAUUCGCUUUCAGAGAGCCGUUUAGCCAGGCCAUAGCUCGACAUGAACACUACCUUGCCAGUCAGAUAGGCAUCAAGAGCGGAAUGAAGGUCCUGGAUGUGGGCUGUGGUGUGGGCGGCCCUGCGCGUGAGAUGGUCAAGUUCACGGGCUGUCACGUCACGGGCCUCAACCUCAAUGAGUACCAAGUGCAGCGUGCGCGAAACUAUGCCGUCAGAGAAGGGCUUGAAAACAAGCUCGAAUUUGUACAGGGCGAUUUCAUGAGCAUCCCGUUCCCGGACAACUCGUUCGAUGCCGUCUACGUUCUUGAAGCGACAUGCCACGCCCCAUCCCUACAAGGCGUGUAUAGCGCGAUCUUUCGCGUUUUGAAACCUGGCGGGGUGUUUGGAGUCUACGAAUGGCUCAUGACCGAUGCAUACAACAAUGACGAUCUAGCCCAUCGGCGAGUCCGACUUGACAUUGAGCAGGGUGACGGCAUCGCCCAGCUGUUCAAGAUCUCAGAAGGUAUCGCCGCCUUCAAAAACGCCGGCUUUGAGAUGCAGGCCAACCACGACCUCGCUGCCGACGACGACGGGCCAGCGCCUUGGUACUGGCGCCUGGGCAGCGAUUUGAGAUACGCGCAGACUGUGUGGGAUGCCCUCACGGUUCUGAGGAUGAACUGGGGAAGAGAAGCCGCGCACGCCUUCUUCGGCUUGCUGGAAGUUAAGCCUGCAUCGCGGUUAGUCCCCCAGAUCCGACGGGACGGCCUGAGCCGCUGUCCGGGAGGUAUUGCAUAA